CGUGAUCUCGAGCGGAAGUGCGUCACGCAGUGUCGGCCACACUCCGCGGCCUCCUCUCGCCUCCCGACACCGGGCCCCUCAGACGCUUCGCGACUUUCAUUUCGCGGCUCCAAUCGAGUGAAAGACCGCGUCCACCAUGAGCAAGGCACAUCCCCCCGAGCUCAAGAAGUUCAUGGACAAGAAGCUGAGCCUGAAGUUGAACGGGUCGCGGACGGUAACGGGCAUCCUUCGCGGCUUCGAUCCUUUCAUGAACCUGGUGAUGGACGAGUGCUUUGAGCUGUGUCAGGGCGGCGUGCAGAACGAUGUUGGCAUGGUGGUGAUUAGAGGAAACAGUAUCAUCAUGUUGGAGGCCCUGGAGCGAGUAUAGCUGUCCAUAAGCUCUUCAUGUUUAUGAUGUCAAGCGUUCAUAGACAGUUUCAUAAUAUUCUUGGAAAAUAAUACAUUGAUGCAAUUGUUUAGAUGCAGCAAGGAUUGUUUGUACGUAACAUAAAUGUUCCCUUGUUUAUACAAUAAAGUUGUAAUUUUUACGUUGUGCA
Molecule: messenger RNA, 536 nt
Organism: Petromyzon marinus (sea lamprey)
Lineage: Eukaryota; Metazoa; Chordata; Hyperoartia; Petromyzontiformes; Petromyzontidae
Gene: SNRPG
Product: small nuclear ribonucleoprotein polypeptide G
Biological process (GO): mRNA splicing, via spliceosome; spliceosomal snRNP assembly
Cellular component (GO): U4 snRNP; SMN-Sm protein complex; U2 snRNP
Molecular function (GO): RNA binding
Source: RefSeq, a predicted model, not a curated record